GGUGUUAGGAUGUUGGCGUGCUGCAACAGUGCUAUAAGCAUCUUAAUAAGACGUAAAAUUCGAUCCGAAAAUUCGAAAUGUUUACCUGAACCAAACAUAAAAAAUCCAAUCCGAAGUUAAUUUGGAUUGAAUUCGGAUUGAAUUUUACAAAAUCCCAAAUUAUAAUUUGAAAUGUGCUAAAUCCUAUCCGAUCCGACCGAUGAACAAGCAUAGCUUUUAUCUGGCUGGCUAAUUAUUCGAUUGAUGUGGCACCUUCUAUAAAUGAGGAUUGCUAUUUAUUUCCCCCUUCUUUUGACCUUUUUUUUUUUUUUUUUUUUUUUUCAUUUAGGAUUGCGAUUUAACUUCUCAAAAAUCGUGUUCUUCUUCCAAAAAAAAAAAGAGAGAGAGAGUGGAAUCGUUGCAGCAUUUAAUAAAAAUAACAGUGGUAGUCGAAAGGACGCAAUAGUGGGAAGGUUACCACCGUGAUUAUUAAUAAUAAUACUCCACCCUAAUCUUUUCACCCAUUUCUCUCUUCAUAAAGCAUAGUACAAACAGCAUACAUAUAUCCAGCAAACAACAAUUUACGGGUUCCGUAACCCUUAAAUAUAUUUGAAUGGCAGGUUUAAGUAGAGGAAGCACAAUUAUCCAGCAAAAUCUGAAGAUAACUCAGUUAGGAAAAAGGGGACAAAUUGAUGAAGCCAUUAAAGUCUUCAACAGAAUUACACGCCCUAAUACCGUCACUUACAAUUCUAUGAUUUCUGCCUAUGCCAAAAAUGGUAGAAUCAUCAAUGCACGCAACCUGUUCGACAAAAUGCACUUCAAAAAUUUAAUCACUUGGAAUACAAUGAUCAAUGGGUAUUUGUUUAAUGGCCAAGUUGAUAAAGCAUGUGAACUGUUUGAUAAAAUGCCACAGAGAGACCAUUUUACUUAUGCAUUGAUGAUAACUUGUUAUGCGCGUAGUGGGGAGCUUGAAAAGGCUAGAAAUGUGUUUGAGUUACUUCCUGAUAAGAGUAAUAUUGCUUGCUGGAACGCGAUGAUUACAGGGUAUGCGAAAGCUGGAAGGUUAGAUGAUGCAAGGCAAAUGUUUGAUUGUAUGCCAAGAAAGAAUUUAGUGUCAUGGAAUUCGAUGCUUUCGGGAUAUACCAAGAAUGGGGAAAUGCAAUUUGGAUUGAAAUUUUUUGAGGAUAUGGAAGAGAAGGACGUCGUUUCUUGGAAUUUAUUGUUGGAUGGGUUUAUUGAGUUUGGGGAUUUGGAUUCUGCUGAAGAGGUUUUCGCGAAGAUUCCUAAUCCGAAUGUUGUUUCUUGGGUGACAAUGCUGAGUGGAUUUGCAAGAUAUGGGAUGGUAUUGGAGGCUGAAAUGAUUUUUGACCAAAUGCCGGAGAAAAAUGAGGUUGCUUGGAAUGCCAUGUUAGGUGCAUAUGUCCAGAAUGGCAAAAUUGAGAUGGCUACUUCGUUAUUUAGUAGGAUGUCUCAGAGAAGUGCUGUGGCUUAUACAACCAUGAUUGAUGGUUAUUUUCGUGCUGGAAAGGUCGAAGAAGCAAGGGAUUUGUUGGAUCAAAUGCCAUACAAAAAUGUUGGUGCACGAACAGCGAUGAUUUCAGGGUACAUCCAAAAUAAUAGGGUGGAUGAAGCUCGUCGGGUAUUUGAUCGAACAACUAUUCGUGAUGUUGUUUGUUGGAAUACAAUGAUUGCAGGCUACACUCAAUGUGGGCGGAUUGAUGAAGCUUUUGAUCUAUUUGAAAAGAUGGAACCUAAGAGCAUAGUUGUUUGGAAUACCAUGAUAGCAGGUUAUGCUCAAGUGGGACAAAUGGAGAAAGCACUUGAGAUAGUUGAGAAUAUGGGAGAAAGGAAUGUAAUUUCUUGGAAUUCUCUAAUUUCAGGUUAUACCCAAAAUGGUUUUUAUGUAGAUGCACUUAAAUAUUUUAUGAUGAUGAUACGUGAUGGCAAGAAACCCGAUCGUUCUACUUUUGCUUCAGCAUUAAGUUCCUGUUCCAAUCUUGCAGCUGAACGUUUAGGUAAGCAACUUCACCAAGCGGUUAUAAAAACUGGUUAUGUGAAAAACUUAUCAGUUUGUAACGCUAUAGUCAUUAUGUAUGCAAAGUGUGGAAAGAUCUUUGAUGCAGAAAAGAUGUUUGGAGAUAUUGACAAUGCUGAUGUUAUAUCCUGGAAUUCUUUGCUUUCUGGAUAUGCUUUAAAUGGAUGUGGGAAGGAGGCUGUCAAACUUUUUCAAGAGAUGGAAGAUAUAGAAGUCGUUCCUGAUGAAGUCACGUUUGUUAGUGUUUUAUCUGCAUGUAAGCACGCUGGCUUGAGUGAUACUGGUGCAAAUUUGUUUGAGCACAUGACCAAAAAGUAUUCUAUCACUCCUUCAUCGGAACAUUAUGCUUGCAUGGUUGACUUACUUGGGCGAGCGGGGAGGUUAGAAGAAGCUUUCCUUUUAAUAAAGGAAAUGAAAACAAAUGUUACGGCCGAAAUGUGGGGUGCCCUAUUUGGGGCUUGUCGCUUGCAUAACAAUAUAAAGAUCGCUGGCUGUGCUGUUGAGAAGCUUCUUGAACUUGAACCCCAUACAUCUACAAAUCUGGUUGUCUUAUCAAACAUGUAUGCUGAACUAGGAAGAUGGGGUGAUGUGGAGAGAGUUAGGGAAACAAUAAAAAAGAGUGGAGCAGGCAGACUACCAGGAUGCAGCUGGCUUGAGGAUAGGAAUCAGUUGCUUGUUUUUCUUUGUGGUGAUGAUACUUCAGCGCAGGCAGUGGAGAACUUCAAUGUUUUAUUCACUUUAACUGCACAAAUGAUGGAUAUGGGCCAUGGCUGCAAGGUGGCUUUGCAGGACUCUAUGGCAGAUGCGAAAAUCACUUCAACGUCUGGAAAUCUUUUGCAUCUGCAACAGAAGGCAUGCAGAGCUGGAAUGGAAUUCUGCAAGAUAUAACCAGAAGAGUGAAGCGAAAACUUGCUUAUGAGGUAACUGCUGUUGUCUAGAUAUAUGGUUGGUGCAGAUCUUCACAGUGAUUAUAUGAUAAAGCAGCUGAUAACCAUGAAGGCGUGAACGGUGCAUUGGUGUUGUCAGCCGCAGAUAAUGACCGGGUGAAGUUGCAAGGGAAGUUUCUUCUAAAUGACUCCCGAUCUCAGGUUGCAGUCUUUCUAGAAGGUCCAUGUCCAGUCGCGGAUAUCCUCCUUAAUGGUUUAGUCAUAAAGCAUGCAUCUAAAGCUCCUCCUCCACCAGUAAUUGAGGUUAGUCGAAUCACUUUCAAAAUCUGGAAGUUGUUUUUUUCCUCCUUUUUAAACAAAUUUACUUUGGGCUUGAUGAUAGGAUAUUAAUAGAGAAACUUGAAGCCUAAUAUUUUCUGAGAGUGUUAGGUUAUGCCGCUUAAGGUAGCUAGCUGACAAUUGAACUAUUUGAUCUGUUUAGACAUUAGAUACUUUCAUGCUUCUCCAACCAUUACCUCUCUGUACGGCAUUCAGCACACUUUAUUUCAUUUUUUUAAAUCUCUUUUAGGAUGAUGAUUUUGGUGUUAAUAUAUGAAUGAUGGAACAAAUGGCUGGUUCCCCCACUUGAAACUGUACAAUGAACGUUCAAGGGACUGAGGGAGCAAUAAGACGGGAUCUGCACUUAUAUACAUAAUUGUUGAAAUGUGUUUGAUUUCUUUUAAACUUUUGUACGAGCUUGCUGGGCAUUUUCAGCAUGUGCAGCCAUGGAGGGAAUAAAUGCGAUAGUCACCGGUGAAGUUAUUAGUCUUUCUGCGCAAGAACUUACUUAUUGAUUGUGAUAAUUCAAACAAUAAUGGCUGUGAAGGUGGACUUAAGAACCCUGCUUUUGAAUGGGUGAUCAACAAUGGCGGCAUUGUUCAGCAGCUGAUUAUCCAUACACUGCCUCUCAAGGCACACUUGCAAUUACAA
Molecule: messenger RNA, 3870 nt
Organism: Lycium barbarum (goji berry)
Lineage: Eukaryota; Viridiplantae; Streptophyta; Magnoliopsida; Solanales; Solanaceae
Product: pentatricopeptide repeat-containing protein At4g02750-like
Exons: 3
Coding region: 593-2902 (769 amino acids)
Biological process (GO): RNA modification
Molecular function (GO): RNA binding; protein binding
Source: RefSeq, a predicted model, not a curated record